This is a messenger RNA of Contarinia nasturtii (swede midge), 2362 nucleotides long. RefSeq names its product heterogeneous nuclear ribonucleoprotein R-like. Bases 149 to 2002 code for a protein of 617 amino acids. Gene Ontology annotation, molecular function: mRNA binding. The transcript has 3 exons. The record is from RefSeq and is a predicted model, not a curated record. Gene Ontology annotation, cellular component: nucleus. Lineage: Eukaryota; Metazoa; Arthropoda; Insecta; Diptera; Cecidomyiidae.
ACAACCAUUCUCAUUUUAUCCAACAAACGAAGCGGUUUAAAACUGCAACUGUUCAAUAAGCAUUAAAGAAAAGAACUGCGCAAUUUCAUUAAAUUUUGGAAACCAUUUUGGUAGCCAUUCGAACAAAACAAAAAAACGCGCAAAAAUAAUGGAAAAUAUCGAAUCAACAGAACAAAGUGUUGUUCUUCAAUUGAACGGCAUCAAGGUUGACAUGGAUGUCAUUGCCAAAGAUGCUGAACUUGAAAUGAACAACAACGAGUCCGUAAAACCCUCCGAAAUCGUAAAAAAAUUCGAAUCAGAAAAAUCGAAUGAAAUCGAGGAUGGUGGUAACGACAUAAGCGAAAAAAGUAUUGAAAGCAAAACCAGUGAAGCCAACGCCGACGAUGACACCGAUAACGAAAACAAAACUGAAGCUGAAACGGAUGCUGAAAGUGAAAAUGGUACAAUGAGUAACGGAGCAACAAAUCAAUCGAAUGAAGGUGAUUCGAAGGUUGAAAAUGCAUCAGACUCAAGUGACGAUAAAUCUGAAACAACGGAACCAUCGGAACCAUCAUCGUAUACAACUGGCACCGAUUCAAUAGAAUCCGGAACAUCUUCACCAAAAUCAUUAGAAUCUGCAUCGUCAAUAACAGAAAAUGUUGACGAAAAACCGAAAACGAGUGCCGAUACGGUUUUAAGUGAAGAACGCAGCGAUAGCGAACAACAAAAAGAAAAUACCGUUACCGGUACAAAUGAAGCUAUGAAGCAAGAACAACAACAACAACAACAAAACGAUCAAAGCGAAAGUCCGAGAAGCGAUUCAUCAAAGAAAUCACCGCGAAAAAAGUCGUUGAAUAAAAAACGCAAAAAUCGAACACGUUCACAGAAAAAGGAUGUUGAUUAUUCGGAUUUGGACAAGUACACCGUCAGCGUAUCGCAACGCCAACGUCGAUACUUUUUACUUGUGACACGUGGUCGUAAUGUUCCAGCACCAAGCGAUGAAUGCGAAAUUUUCUGCACAAAUAUUCCGAUAAAUGUGCGUGAAGGUGAAUUGAUACCAUUGUUUGAACGUUACGGUAAAAUCUGGGAAUUACGGUUGAUGAUGUCAUUCCGUAAUCCAAAACGAAAUGCUGGUUUUGCAUUUGUUCGGUAUACAAGCCACGAAUCGGCCCAAGAAGCCACCGAAAAGCUCAACGACUACGAAAUCGUACCGGGUAAACAUUUAUCGAUUCGCUUGAGCCAACCAAAUUUGAGCCUAUUCGUUGGCAACAUUCAUCGUGGAUUGACUCGUGAACAAAUUCAUGAAAAAAUUAGCAACCGAACUAAAGGUUUGGUUAAGACAUUUGUCAAGAGCUCAAUGUAUGAAGAUACAAAAAAUUGCGGUUUUUGUUUCCUUGAAUAUGAUUGUCAUACGGCCGCAUUGAAUGCAAAACGAUUGUUGAACAAAGGCAAUGUUUGGGGACGUCAAUUGUUCGUCGAUUGGGCACAACGUCGCAAACAACCCGACGAAAACGAUCUUAACGAAUCAAAAACAAUCUUUAUCAAUUAUUUGCCAAAAGAGACGACUGAUGAAGUUAUCAACGAGACAUUAAGUUCAUUUGGAACGAUUGAAAAGGUAACAAAGAUCAAGGACUAUGCAUUUGUAUUGUUCAGCGAACAUCAAGCAGCAACCGAUGCAAUGAAUGGUGUUGAUAAAACGAAACUUGGCUGUGAAAAGGUUGAAAUAUCAUUGGCCAUGCCAAAAAUGAUGAAAACUAGCCGUCCACGCAAUUCAUCGUUCUCGUAUCGUCAUGCACCGCAAAAUGGUCGCCGAAACAAUCAAUACAAACGAUAUCGACCAUCUUAUAGAACAUCGAAAAAAUUCAGUAUGCGCCAAGAAUAUAUGAGCCAAGAACAACAACCAGUGACCAAAAAAGGUAACGCAACAGCUGAUACAGCCGUUGAGCAUACAACAACAACAACAACAACAAACAUUUCGAUGCCAGCCAUGGAUCAGACUUCGGCCGAAACAUUGGUCAAUUAAAUUCACUUGCGCUCCAGCUAUUUGAUGAUGAUUUUGAUCAAUCUGAUGGCAUUUUUGCUCAUUUGAACAAUUUCAUUGUUUUCUCUUUUUACUCAUUUUAAUACGAUCAUCAAUUAAAUAAACACAAAUUACACCUGAUUGCAGGUAAUCAAAAAAAAAAAUAUUUUGAAAAAACUAAAAUGUAAAAUAUCGAAGUCAAAUCUAUGACUUGCAUAUCCAAAUUCUAUUUUCACUGGAAUGGAAAUUGAAAUGUUAGAGAUUUCUACUUCAACAUUAUAAUAUGAUAUUUUUGUUCAAACAUUUAUUUUUUUCAAAGAAAAAAAAGGUGCUCAAUCACAAAGAGAUGCAAAAAAUAAUUUG